AUAUCUAAUUCCAAAUUAAAGAUCCAUAUUCAUGGGAUCAUGCAAGCGAUGUCCAAUAAAUCAUGCUACUCAUGAUGAUGCUAACACACAUAUUCUUGGUCCCCUCUCCUUUUGCAUGGGGAAAUAAUAAUAAAAUUGUACAUUUUAUUAUAAUUGAAAAUAAUAAAAAAUUACUUAAUCUUCAUUACUAGGGUAAAGAUUUAGGGUUGGAGACAUGCGAAUUUCCUACAUCCUUCUAUAUAUGUAACAUGAUCUGAAUUUUUAUUAUAUACAUGUAUAGUAUAAAAAGUUAGAAAUAAAAUCCAAUUUUCUAGGGAAAUGCUUAUAUAUGGGCCUUCAUUUUGUUCCAUAGAAACCCUAAAAACAUAAAUUAGCCACACCCAAUAUAACACUACUCCCUCUUGUCUUUUGUGCCAUGUCACACUACUCUUCAAUGGAAGAAGAUCCUCAAGAAAUGCAGCUACUUUCUUUCCCUACUCCACCACCACCAACACCUGCUUCACAAUAUCCUCCACCUUGGCCGCCGAGUACGCCGGCCCGAUUCGGCCCGUACACAACUGAUCACAAUUCCGAGGGCCCGUCUCUAGACCUCCAACUAUCCAUAAGUGUCAAAAAGCCACUCAAGCUAAGACAAGUUUUAAGAAGCUACAACAACAACAACAACAACAACUUUGUUGAUCAUCAUGUGAUGAAGAAGAUGGAUUCUAGCUGCACCGAUGCCCUAAAAUGGCAGGCGGCGGAGCAAAUUCGGCUGGCGGCAAUGGAGAGGGCCUACGCGGAGAGAGUGAUGGAGCUGACUAGGAGGGAGAUGGAGCUAGCUCAGUCGGAGUUUAUGCGGGCCCGGAGUUUGUGGGAGAGGGCUAGAGAGGAGGUGGAGAGGGCCGAGAAUAUGAAACGACAAAGAUCAGCUAAUUCAAGUACGUGCAUGGAGAUCACUUGUCUCUCCUGCAGCCAGAAGUUUAGACCUAAUUAAUUCAAUGUCAAAUUCUUUUUUCACUCUCUCUCUCUCUCUCUCUCUCUCUCUCUCUCUCUCUCUCUCUCUCUCU
This is a messenger RNA of Erythranthe guttata (spotted monkey flower), 1046 nucleotides long. RefSeq lists its product as uncharacterized. Gene Ontology annotation, cellular component: nucleus. NCBI's taxonomy places the organism in Eukaryota, Viridiplantae, Streptophyta, Magnoliopsida, Lamiales, Phrymaceae. Gene Ontology annotation, biological process: gravitropism. The record is from RefSeq and is a predicted model, not a curated record.